CCCAAACAACCUCUCUCCUAGUAACCAUGUUCACCCUACGGGAUGCAAUCUUCCUCAUCGAGUUGGCAUUCUACUGUCCCAUUCCGCCUGUCGUCAUCUUCAUUCUCCUAAUACAUGGCGGCAAGAAGCCAUACACAUGGCGCCCUAUUCUCAUACCUCUCUUUAUUCUCUCCGGGCUGCGAAUCACCAGUGCAUCACUAGGUCUAGCAGCCAUAAAUCCCGACAAGUCUAAUCUCCUCCCCACAGCGACACUACUGGACACGAUAGGACUAGCACCAGUCCUGUUCCUACUUAUUGGGAUCCUAGUUCGAGCCAACGCCCCGCUCCGCAAAGGCCUCUCCAUUUGGAUAUUCCUCCCCUUCCAACUGAGCAUCAUAGCCGCAACAAUAAUGACAGCCUAUGGUGGCCGCGGCCUCUACACAACCGACCAGCAUCAAACCAAGGACCUAACCUUAAUGCGCGCCGGCAUCUGCAUCUCCAUCGCCAUCUUCGCCAUCACGGUCCUCCUAUCCGUAAUCACACUAUUCAAAGUACAAGGCGGAUACGGCAACGAGCGUGCAGCUGCUGUAUGUGCUGUCCUGUCGAUCCCGUUUAUGAGCGUGAGGUUGGCUUUUUCGGCGGGAAGUUUGUUUUCGGGGGAUGGGAGCGUGCUAGAUCCGAUGGCGGAGGAUGACACGGGGGUUUGGUUGCAUUUGUUUAUGGUUAUUGUUAUGGAGUAUGCUGUUGUGCUUUCAGCGACGGCGGUGGCGUUGGGUUCGAGGAGGGUGGUGCUUGUGGAGAAGAAGGAUGAUGGGCUUGAGAAGGAGAUUGAGGUUCAGACUUGGAUUUGAUUCGGAUGGGACGGUAGUCUUAUUCUUGGCUUUUAGCUGUUUGGUUUUAUUUGAUGUAUGCU
Messenger RNA from Aspergillus ruber CBS 135680, 892 nucleotides. RefSeq lists its product as uncharacterized. Bases 27 to 830 code for a protein of 267 amino acids. The transcript is spliced from 2 exons. Lineage: Eukaryota; Fungi; Ascomycota; Eurotiomycetes; Eurotiales; Aspergillaceae. The record is from RefSeq and is a predicted model, not a curated record.